AUGACCAUGAGCUCCGUGGCCGAGAGCCUGCUGGGGUCCGACCCCUCCAAAGCCUUCCUGGAGCUCGGGCACCCGUCGCGGCCGCGCUACCCGCUGCACGGUCCCCCCCAGCACGACCCGCCGCCCUUCGUCCCCUACGGCCGGCCCAGGCCCUGCCCCUACCCCCGCGGCGCCCCCCCGCCGCCCCACGGCGGCCCCUACCCGCCCCACCUGCCCCACGGCGCCCCGCUGCCCCCGGCCGGGCUGGUCCCCAGGCUGCAGGACGCAGAGCGCAACAAGUCGCCGGCGGCCACCAGCGGCGAGCUGCGCCGGGGGAGGAGGGUCCGCAAGCCCCGCACCAUCUACUCCAGCCUGCAGCUCCAGGCCCUCAACCAGCGCUUCCAGCAGACCCAGUACCUGGCGCUGCCCGAGCGCGCCGAGCUGGCGGCCCAGCUGGGGCUCACGCAGACCCAGGUGAAGAUCUGGUUCCAGAACAAGCGCUCCAAGUACAAGAAGGUCCUGAAGCAGGGCUCGAGCGCGCCCGACGGGGAGCCCCAGCUCCCCUCCUCCUCGCUGUCCCCCCGCUCGCCCGGCGUCCCCCCGCUCUGGGAUGUGCCCCUGCCGGGCAAGGGGCCCCCCCUGGCCUCCAGCAGCUACGUCAACGGCUUCGGGCCCUGGUACCCGCUGCACUCGCAGGACACUGUGCCCUGGACCCCCAUGAUGUGA
Rhea pennata is the source of this 705-nucleotide messenger RNA. It is a transcript of the gene DLX4, whose product is annotated as distal-less homeobox 4. Gene Ontology annotation, biological process: cell differentiation; embryo development; negative regulation of transcription by RNA polymerase II. The coding region runs from base 1 to 705 and encodes 234 amino acids. Gene Ontology annotation, molecular function: RNA polymerase II cis-regulatory region sequence-specific DNA binding; DNA-binding transcription factor activity, RNA polymerase II-specific. The record is from RefSeq and is a predicted model, not a curated record. The transcript has 3 exons. NCBI's taxonomy places the organism in Eukaryota, Metazoa, Chordata, Aves, Rheiformes, Rheidae.